GGACGCUCCAAGUGCCCGUAAUUUUCAAUCCACCCACGGGAGCAGACUCAAAAACAACAACAGUAGGGAUACCAAACCACGCAAAACAACAACUUUCGUCUGGAAAUUCUACCUUGUUACAUUCGCUAAAGCUUCACAGCAAAAAGAUCCUCGGCAAAAAGUGCAGAAAAGUGAAGAAAAUCGGAGAGGAAAAACCAAAGCCAAUUUUUAAUUGUCGGGACAAAGAUCAGAACUGCCACCGAAAUGGGGCAGAGCAGCAAAUCAGGAGCUGCCGGGGGCGGAGGAGGCGUGGUCUGUCCUUCGACGGCGAUCAGUGGCUGUGCCUCCGGAACGGCCCUAAUCCAACUGGAUGCAUCUGGCCAAGGAGCCGGCGGCGGAAUCGGAGCGGAGUCGGAGCAUGAACGUGGCACUUGGACGGGUCGCUUUGAUUUCCUGCUCUCGCUGUUGGGAUAUUCCGUGGGUCUGGGAAAUGUGUGGCGCUUUCCCUAUCUGUGCUACAAUAAUGGAGGAGGUGCCUUCCUCAUUCCCUUUACCAUAAUGCUGGUGAUUGCCGGACUUCCGCUGAUGUUUAUGGAACUAUCUUUUGGUCAAUAUGCCGCCCUGGGUCCAGUGGCCGUUUAUCGCAGGUUCUGCCCACUCUUCCGAGGAUUGGGAACCGGCAUGAUCCUGGUAUCCGCCAUAGUCAUGCUCUACUACAACCUAAUCAUCGCCUGGACCAUCUUCUACAUGUUCGCCUCGUUCGCUCCGGUGCUUCCGUGGCAGAAUUGCGAACCCGCUUGGAGCACUAAGUAUUGCUUCUCGUAUGCCCAGGCGGACCAGUGCGAGGCCACCAAUGGCACCUACUACCUGCGCACCUGCCACAAUGCCACCUCCGCGGCGGAGAACAACAUCACCGCCCUGGCCCUCGUCGCCCUGAAGCGCCCACCUGCCGAGGAGUACUUCAACAACUUUGUGCUGGGAUUGUCCAAGGGCAUCGAGGAGACGGGCAGCAUUAAGCUGUCACUGGCCGCCUGCCUCUUCCUGGCCUGGGCGAUUGUGUUCCUCUGCCUGUGCAAGGGGGUUCAGUCCUCCGGCAAGGUGGUCUACUUCACGGCCCUGUUUCCCUACGUCGUCCUGGUAAUACUCUUCGUCCGGGGAGUGACUCUACCCGGCGCCAGCACGGGCAUUAUCUUCUAUCUGACGCCCGACUGGAAGCAGCUGGCCAAUGCCCAGGUUUGGGGCGAUGCUGCGGUCCAGAUAUUCUUCGCAUUGAGCCCGGCCUGGGGAGGUUUAAUCACGCUCUCGUCCUACAACAAGUUCUCCAACAAUUGCUACAAGGACUCACUGAUCGUGGCCUUCUGCAACAUAGCCACCUCGUUCUUUGCCGGCCUGGUGAUUUUCUCCAUUAUUGGCUUCCUGGCCCACGAACUGAACGUGGAUGUGGAGAAGGUGGUGGACCAGGGCGCAGGUCUGGCCUUCAUUGUUUAUCCGGAGGUGGUGACCCGCCUUCCCGUUUCCCCCAUGUGGGCAGUUCUUUUCUUCGUGAUGCUCCUGACUUUGGGACUGGACUCUCAGUUCGCUCUGAUGGAGACCGUCACCACUGCGAUUCUGGACAGGUUUCCCAACCUGCGGCAGUACAAGAUCUGGGUGGUCCUCUCGGUGGCCAUUUUCGGCUACAUCGGCGGCCUGGGCUUUACUACAAAUAGUGGCAUGUACUGGCUGCAACUGAUGGACAAGUACGCCGCCAAUUGGUCAGUUCUGCUGAUUGCCAUUUCCGAGUGCAUUCUGAUUGCCUGGAUCUAUGGAUCUCAGCGGUUCCUAAACGACAUCCAAGGAAUGAUUGGCAAGCGAUCCUGGUUCUGGAACUUUUUCUGGGGCGUCAUGUGGCGCUACAUUACCCCAGCCACUCUUCUGUUCAUUUUGUUCUUUAACUGGGUGGAAUACAAGCCGGCCAAGUAUGGACACUAUGUGUACCCCAUGUGGGCGGAUGCAGUGGGCUGGAUCGUUGGACUCCUGCCCGUCCUGGUCAUCUUCCUGGUGGCCUUUCAGGAGAUCUGGCGGGCGCCCAAGAACCUCAACUUCGCUGAGCGCAUCAAGCACCUGCUGCAGCCCACCGCCGAGUGGGGACCAGCCGGAAGACCCUGUGUCAAUCUGCAUGCCGAGCGUUACCAGAGCCAGAAUUACGACGGAGUGACCAAUACCCAGAUCCUCAUCGAGGACGUUCCCUCGCCCAAGCAAAAGUCGAACAAGAAAGAGAACCAGUUGACUCUGGAUGUGGAUGUGGAUGUCGAGUGCCUGCCAUUGGCAACUGUGGGCAAGCGGCCAGGUCCUGCAAAAACAAUGGGCAAACAAAGCAGCAGCAGCAAUCUACAGACAACUGCCAAAAAUGGCACUCACAAGUCGCCAACCGAAAUUAGUCCCAGCAAGCAGCCACUUAUUCCGGCUGAAAAGGAAAAUAAAUCAGCCACCACAAAGGUCCUGGCUGCAGGAACAUUGAGCAGUGGACGCGAAUGCACCACAAUGUCCACUUUUGCGGGCGGCGGGGAAAAGAAUCCAACAAAAGUCAAUUCGGCGGCAGUAGCAACCACUAUUGCAGCCACAAUGGCAACCAGCAACACCACGACAUCAGCAACUGUUGCUGCUUCUGCAGGUGCCAUUAAAACACCGCCAUCAAAUGGUGUUGCACCUACAAAAGCAACAGUUGCUGCUGCGCCGAAUGUUGCCGCUGGCAAGACGGUGACGGCUGCAAAUGUUUCUAGUGUUGCUGCUCCAAUUAAAGUAACGCAAUCGGAUAAAAUGGCUUCUGCCAAAACGACAAUAUCAGCAAGUGUUGUAACCACAACUUUGGUCAGUGUCUCGACAGGAGCAACAAAUGCUGCUGGUGCAAAUAACAAAACAACAGUUGCCACUGGCAAAACGGAGUCAGCUGCACUUAAUGGUGGUGCUGCAGCUUCAGUUAAGAUAGCGCCAUUGGAUAAAAUGGCUCCACUUAAGAUAGCACAGCCAGAAACUGCAUCGACUGGAAAAAUCAUUGCUGCUGGGGCCAAUGGUAAAGCAGCAAUUGCUUCUGGAACGUCAAAUGCUGGAAAUGUUGCAGCUCCAGUUAAAGUACUGCAAUUGGAAAAAACGGCUCCACUUAAAACGACAAUAUCAUCAGCUGUUGGUGUUGCAGCUGUUGGCAAGGACACGACCGUCGCCACUGUUGCUCCGGUAAACACAACACAAGCAGUAAAAAUCACACCAGCAACAACUGUUGCUGCUGCGCUGCCAGCCAAGUCCACAUCAUCGGUGUCAAAAGCAAAUAUUGACUCUGGCACCAAGCCAACGGCUCCUUUAUCCACUUUCAAGUCGGAAGGCAAACCAGCAACAAGCAUUGUGACCACAGCGGCAAACGUUAAUACCAGUGUGACAAACGGCAAAGUCAACCCGAGUGCAGGAGACUCGUCAGCAGCUAUAAAUAUCACAGCAAUUACACAGCCAGCAGUCACCCAAAAACCGGCAGCAGCAGCAGCAGCAAUAUCAAAGCCGCAAGCAACGCCUUCGAAAACUGCCUCGAACACAAAGCCGAUUGCGUCUGCCACAGGAAGUGGAAAGGUAGCCGCAUCGGGCGAUAUGUCCAGCAACAGGACAACAGAUAAUCCAACGGCAGUUAAAGGCCCAGCCAGCAGCAACAUGUCAGCAAAGUCGGCGAAAGCUGGCAAAACAAAACCAAACGAAACCAGCCCUACAAAGUCAACAGUGAAUCCCAUAAAGCCCGGCUCAACCAGCCCCACAAAAGCUGGACCAUCUGCUGCUGGCGCGGUAAAGCCAGGAGCAACUGCAGCCAAGACAGCAGCAACAUCAGCUGCAGGCGGCAGCAAGAAGGCGGCAACAUCGACAGCAGCAACAUCUGGCAGCCAGGCCAAAACGAAAGGCAAUUCAUCAGCAGUAACUAAGAAGAAAUAAGCCAUAGAAACUCACAGGUAGGAUCUAUUUGGGUCAAUGCAAAACGGUUGAACGCGCAGUUCCCAAUAUCGAAAACUAUUUUUAUAAGUAUAUAUAUAAAUGUGUAUGUGUGUAUCUAACGAGCUAAGCAACCCAUUUAAACUGUAAAUGUAAAGAGUUUAAUUAGGCAAUUAUGUAAACGGUCACAAAGUAAAAUCAAAUAUUUUAUAGAUAUUUAAUUUGGAUUGGCCAGACGAGAGAGGCAGAACGAACCUUCAUGUUUCCUAUGCGAAAGUACCUAUUUAUCAGUCAUCACUGUGGGAUAGCUGUUCCUUAGUACCUAAUUUCCAAAUGAUGAUGAUGGCAGGACGGUGGCGGAAAGACUCGAUUGUAAUAACCGAAAAAGUUAACGUAGGAUUUAGGUCAGGAUUGCUGGUGUUUGUUUAGUUUUGUGUGUGUAUAUCCCCUUGGACACCCAGUAAUUGGGUGACAAGUAAUUCGAGAGCAAUGUUGAAAGUGCAAUGGAAAACGUUGAGUUUUAAAAAUAUAUAAAUUUAUAUACAAAUAUACAAAGGUUACAACUAAUCAAUUUAUACAAAUGAGAGAUCAUUUGAUUGGUUUUUUUUACUGCAAAUAUUCUUAAGACUACUUUGGAGGGACAAAAACAAUGGAGGGCGGAGGUAUUUUUCCGUUUUAUAAGUGCGUACAUUUGUUUAUAGAUCUGUAUACAUCACCCGGAAAAAAAAAGUAAACCUUAAUCUGUAAAUGUAAGGUGUAUCUAUGUGCUCACUGUACUCUAUGUUUUCUGUGCUAACGAGAGACUCAUGUACCUAAAUGUUAAUCAAGUUGCAUCAAAUCCCUAUUUGUGUGCAUUUGUAUAGUUAAGGCAAAUAUUUAGAAAUGUUUUAUGUGUGUGGAGUAGAUGGAAACUAAGCCUAAUAAGAAAAAAUGCUCACGAGAAAACAAGAAAAAAAACAAUAAUUACAAGUACAUUUCUAGAAUUUAUAUAACCAUUGUUGUGUAUUCAUGUUGAAAAUAAAUUAUAUAAAUAUAUUAAAAUAUACAAAAAUAGAAACAAAUAUAAUAUUCGUAAAUAUUUAUAUGUGUUUGUACCUGUAGUUAGUUGGGAAAAUUAAUAUACCACUCAUUCAGAAAUUAUUUAAGUUGAUUACCAUUGCUUUUUAGUUUAUUUUGAUAAUAUAUUAUUGCAAAUUUUGACGCAUUCAAUUGAAAACCAAAAGUUUUAAUUCAACCCCUGAAAAUGUGUGAUAAAUAAUUUGCUCCGGCUCAAAGUAAUUUUCAAUUUGUGUCAAACAUACUUUAGGCGUAAGUAAAAACUUGAAAACAGGAAUAUAUAUUAAUAUGCGAAUUGAAAUUGUUGUAAUUUGAGUUUGUUGUUGUUGAUUGUUUAGCGCAGUAGCUGUGACACAAGCCUACAUACAUACAUAUGUACCUAGAACCUAGAACAUUAAAUCAGACAUUAAAUGAUAUGGAAUAAUAGGCCAUCGAUGUUGCAUGUUUGUUAGUUAAACUGGAUGUGUACCUGUAAAAUGAAAAUUGCAACGUAAUCUAGAUGGAAUUAUCAAAUAAAUACAGAUAAGGAAAUAUGUAAUGGCUGUUUGAAAAGAUAUAAAUAAUAACAUAAGCAUUUCCACAUAAAUGUUAAUGUAAUGCCGCAAUUUGCUCAAACCUAACUUAAGUCACAAGUUUAAAACACAAAAACAUAAACUGUCAAUUCCGACAAGAUAUUUAUAAUUUUAAAAUAAAACAUAUUAAUCAAUUGGCGUAUAAAAUAGUGAAAUAAGAAGAGUUUACUUUAAACAUUGAACAAAGGAGCUUCAAAUUUUAUAUGAAACUUUGGGAUGCCAACGGAAUAGAUCAAAAUGUUUAAAUCAAACUCGAAAACGCUAGGCAAGUAAUCAAAUAACUGCAAUUCAUAUCCCUAUAAACCAAAAACGGAAAAAUCUUGAAAUAAUACCCAUCAACCGGAAAACCCACCAGCUCAAUGUAAACAUUUAUAAUAUGCAUGAUCAACAAUAAAAACUCGUGUAUAAAUCGAGUCAAAUAAAUUUAAGCAGAAAAACUAUUUGAUGUAUGCAUUUUAAGCGAAUAAAUAUGUAAGAGUAGAUAACUGAAUUCAAAACUAAGAAAGAACAAACAGCACAUUUAGUAACACUCUUAUCCAUAACCACGAAUCCUUUGUAAAAUUUAUGUUAGUUUAGUUCAGUAAAUCAAAAGUACUAUGCAGGGUUUUGAAAUCAGAAAAGUUACUUUCAGACAGAAUUGAACGGCUACACAGUAAUUUAUCGAAGAAAUGCAAAAUCAAAAAAUCUCACCUCUGUUCCUUUAAACAAAAUUGAAAAGCAAAAACCGGGGGCUAACUAUACAAAAUAUCUUAUUAAUAUAGUUGUAUAACAUUUUUGCUGUUCUGGUAAUCAAAAAUAUAUGUUAUAUCAAAUUAAAAGUGUAAGCAAAUAUUACACAUAUUCCACAGAUGCCAAUAACUAAACGAGUAAUCAUAAAUAAUUAUGUUAAAAUGUAACUUUAAGUGAAAAACAAUAUUCAUGAAUAAAUAUUUAUGGGUUUUAACAAAAAAAAA
Drosophila rhopaloa is the source of this 6502-nucleotide messenger RNA. RefSeq lists its product as uncharacterized. The transcript is spliced from 9 exons. Gene Ontology annotation, biological process: sodium ion transmembrane transport. NCBI's taxonomy places the organism in Eukaryota, Metazoa, Arthropoda, Insecta, Diptera, Drosophilidae. The record is from RefSeq and is a predicted model, not a curated record. Gene Ontology annotation, cellular component: membrane. Bases 244 to 3924 code for a protein of 1226 amino acids.